This is a messenger RNA of Chlamydomonas reinhardtii, 1862 nucleotides long. RefSeq lists its product as uncharacterized. The record is from RefSeq and is a predicted model, not a curated record. Lineage: Eukaryota; Viridiplantae; Chlorophyta; Chlorophyceae; Chlamydomonadales; Chlamydomonadaceae. Bases 471 to 1379 code for a protein of 302 amino acids. The transcript has a single exon.
CUUAGACCGCGAGGACACGGUCUCGUUUCGAUGGGAGUGUCACAGCUGUGACAGGCUUAUUACGGUCUGUGAUAAUGUGAAGUGCAUAAACGCAUGCGACUUGAACAGACGCAACGACCAGACGGCAGACGUCAUGCAUGAGUGUUUUGGUAGGCGAUUGUGCCGGGAGACCCCUCGGUCGCCCUCGGUUGCCCGGGGAGCCCUGCCGAGGGCUGCCCGUUAAGGCUAGAGUUGCUGGCUUACGUAAGAAUUCUGUCGAAGGCUACCCGCCUAAACUGGAGUUGAACGCUAUCCGACUCUGACUCCCGGCAACCCAGCCAAGUCACAACGGCCCAGGGGCUGGUCAGCGACAGCGGUGUCAUCCAGACCAUCAAUCGCUGACCAGCCCCUCACCGGCCCAGCGCAUUUCCUCCGCCUUCUGCGAGGACCCCCCGUCACGCCUACCAUCGGCUGAGCUACCCACCUUUCAGAUGGAUGCCGACUUGUACGCCCCCCUGUGCAGCCUGAGCAAGGCCGCCCCUCUCGUCGGCCUCAAGAAGAAGCUGAGCACCACCUCCGCCAGCGGUGACGAGGUCAUGCCGGACCUGCUGAACGAGUCCAAGACCGCCGCAACCGCCAGCCCCUUCGGCAACGUGCCGGUGGAGGCGCUACCCAGUCUCAACACCCUCUUCAACGAGUCCAACCCCUAUUGGGAGUUGUUGGGCCCCAAGAGCGUCAAGCCCUCCCCAUUCGCGGGCUUUCACCUGUCGGACGAGCAGAUGGAGGAGAACGUUAACGCCGCGCUGCGCGCCAACGCCACCAUCGCCACGACCAAGGUCGGCCCCGCCAGCAGCUCCGCCAAGUCCGCCAGCAUUGAGGACAAGAUCGCCUCCACCAGCGUCGGCAAGACCAAGCCCACCGGCUACGGCAACGCCAAAACCACCACCGCCGCCAUCAACCACGAGGCCAAGGCCACCGCCGACAAGGAGGUGCUGACCACCGGCGCCGCCAGCCCCAAGACUACGGCCAACGGCAGCAACGACGAGUCGCCUCCCACUAAGACCAAGACGGCCACCGCCUCCGCCACCCUGACGCCUGAGGAGAUGGAGGAGCUGAUGGCGAAGGUGACCGCCGCCGCACACCACGCCGCCACCGCCGCACUGUACGAGUACACCACUGGUGAGCAGUACCGGCUGUUCCGCGCCAUCCUGGGCUGGGAGUCCCUGGCCCGCUUCACAAUGAGUCAGCUGGGUCGCGUGGUGUCCGCGAUCCUGUACCCCGCGCUAGGAUACGAGACGACUGCCCGCGUCAUGGACCAGUGCUUCGCUCUAAACGCCUGGGAAGGGGAACAGCUACUGCAGGGUGUGUCCCGACUCGGACACGCCGUGUCAUCUAACUAACGGAGGCACAGCAUUACCGUGUGGAGCAACAUGUUGGAAACCCUGCUGCUGCACGCCGAUGUGCAGGAGUCCGCCGCGGCUGAGUUCGCGACUGCGGCUGGCACGGUACUCGGCACGCCGACGUGCGCGCCCUCCUGAGGAUAUCCAGAACCGGUAUGGGGUAAUCCAAGACAGUAUUUGAGAUAGGUUACAAGCACUUUGACAGCGGGAACGCAUAUCUUAGACCGCGAGGACACGGUCUCGUUUCGAUGGGAGUGUCACAGCUGUGACAGGCUUAUUACGGUCUGUGAUAAUGUGAAGUGCAUAAACGCAUGCGACUUGAACAGACGCAACGACCAGACGGCAGACGUCAUGCAUGAGUGUUUUGGUAGGCGAUUGUGCCGGGAGACCCCUCGGUCGCCCUCGGUUGCCCGGGGAGCCCUGCCGAGGGCUGCCCGUUAAGGCUAGAGUUGCUGGCUUACGUAAGAAUUCUGUCGAAGGCUA